Miscanthus lutarioriparius is the source of this 2094-nucleotide messenger RNA. The record is from the annotation of a GenBank genome assembly. Lineage: Eukaryota; Viridiplantae; Streptophyta; Magnoliopsida; Poales; Poaceae.
AUGGCGGCCGCGUCGAGGAAGGAGGAGGAGAGGAACGAGCGGAUCGUGCGGGGGCUCCUCAAGCUGCCGCCCAACCGCAGAUGCGUCAACUGCAACGGGCUCGGGCCGCAGUACGUGUGCACCAGCUUCUGGACCUUCGUCUGCGUCUCCUGCAGCGGCAUCCACCGAGAGUUCACGCACCGCGUGAAAUCCGUCUCCAUGUCAACGUUCAGCACGCAAGAGGUCGAGGCUCUCCAGAAGGGUGGGAACCAGCGUGCCAAGGAAUCAUUCCUGAAGGACUUUGAUACCCAGAAAAUGAGGCUACCUGAUAGCAGCAACAUUGGCAGUCUUAGGGAAUUCAUAAAAGCUGUCUAUGUGGAGAGAAGGUAUGCUGGUGGUAGAUUUUCUGAAAGGCCUCCAAGAGAUAAACAGAACCAAAAGGCCCAUGAACAAGAGCAUAGAAGGCCAAGUUCCUACCAUUCAUUUUCACAGAGCCCACCUUAUGAUUGCCAGUAUGAAGAGAGGCACAAUGGCAAGCAAUCUGCAUUUCUAAGUAGGAAGCCUGGUUCAGAUAGGGGGCAUGAGGGGAAGAUUUCUGGAUAUUCUUACAGUUCACAUAGCUUGCGUGAGAGAAUGUCUCAGGAUGGAUUUACUGGUGAGAGUUGUGGAUCGAGGACUUCUAACUGCUCAGGGUCAAGCACGGGUGAUACAGUUAAAUCUGCACCACAAUCACCUAAUUUUCCUGAUAAUGUAUGUUUCAGUCCCCCUGUGCUACAAGAUCAAUCAAAUGUACAGAGUUCUUGUGGACUCACUAGUUCACAGAGAACUGUAUCAGCAGGAAACAUAGAUUCUGUCUCUCUUAAAUCAGGCAAGUCAAGCUUAUUUGAUUUUAUUUUUGAGGAUGAUAAUGUUCAAAGAACUGAAAAAUCCACAAAUUCCGCUGCUCCAAGUUUCAUAGUCUUCUCUGAUGAUAUUAGUGCUCCAAAUCAAGAUUUCGAAGCUACUCAGGAACAUAAUGUGACUACCAUGGAUCAAUCUGUUGAUCUAUUUUCAAACAUGCUUACUGAAACUCCAUCUGCUGAUAAAGUGAUACCAGCAGCUUCGUCAAUGGACAAUGCUGGGUGGGCUACAUUUGAUACAUCUCCAGAACAAAAGCAACCUGCACUCACUGGGCUUUCUUAUGUUGCUGCCACAAGCAUUGAUAAACAGGCUGAGAAUCGUGAUUUGUUUUCAUUUGAAUCAAAUGAUGAGCUAACAUGGUUUCAGAGCUCUAAGGAUGAUACUUCAGUUACUAAUCAGAAUCAGUCUACUGCUACAUCUCUUGAUACAGGCAGUUCUCAGCCUUGGAGUACUUUCGAUGCCUCCAGCACCCAGCACACUGUCAAGGGAGAUCUAUCAUUAAUGACUUCUAGAUUGCAAGAGCCUAAAAGACCAAUAGACAGAAAUAGUUCUCAGCUUUGGCAUUCAUUUGAUGAUGCUAAUGAGGUCGUUUGUGCUAAGCCGCGAAUUGAAGACCACGGCAAUGUAGUAAGCAUUUCCCUUUCAACCAGCAAUCCAUUUAUGUGCUCUGUAGUUUCAAAGGAAUCUUAUGAUGAUGAUUCCCAUAUAGUAUUCAUGGGUGAAUUGUCACCUAAUACAUUGAUUGCUGCUUCCGCAGAGCCAUCUCUGGGUGGACCCUCUACUAAGCAGAUGCCAUUAAAUCCAUUUGAUCUUCCAUUUGACACUCAGUUGGGGACUCCUGAUCUGUUCAUGGGCGUAAGUUCAUUGCAAGAGGCCUUGCCUAGUCCAGAUCUGCCAGCUUUCCUUGAUGGUUUACCUGAAAGAUGGUUCCCCAGCAGUUCUUGUGCUUAUGUUCCAUCAGCGUCACAUGGUGGACUACCGUGCCUUCUCGAGCAGGGCCCGAACUCUUCGUUGCGGUUGUUCAAGUACAUGCACGUUUCCUGCGGAUAUGCUUCAGGAUAUCAACAUCCAUGGCAAGUUGGCAACCCAGUGGGGCUGUCAGCUGUGGCGCACCGCUCACCGGCAGCUGCGGACAUGUCGGCUGGCUGUGGGAACUAUACAUGGAACAAGGAUGGACUGCGAUGCCGCAUCAGUAACUCCUGUGGCGGCAGGUGA